CCUCCCCAAGCCUCCAGCGAAGAGGAAGUCACGGUGAGUUCUGCUGAGUGAGAGUCUGUGUCUGCGAGCAGGAACACGUUUACAUCUUAAUCCUCCGUCAUGUGUCCAUCCGUCCUCUUCCUCCUCUUCCUCCUCGGCCUGGUGAGCUCGGUCGGCUCGGUGCCUCCUCCGCGGACCUCCUUCCGCCGCAACUCUGUGGACAGGCCCGUUGUCCUCUUCGCCCCCCCCGACGUCCACAACGCCACCACGCUGUUGCUAAGCGACGACAGCUCCACCCUGUACGUGGGGGCGCGGGACGCCGUCCUCUCAUUGGACGUCAGUCGGAGUGAUGUCAUCAGGCUGAAGGAGAAGGUGGAAUGGCGUCCAUCGCAGAGUGAAAUAAACAACUGCCAAAGUAAAGGAAAGAAUCCAACGGUGGACUGUCCUAACUUCGUGAGUGUCCUGCAGCAGAUGAACUCCACCCAUCUCUACGUCUGUGGCAGCUUCGCCUUCAGCCCCCACGACGCCUUCAUCGACACCCGGAGCUUCUCCAUGGGGACACACGCUGAUGCUAAAGCUAGAGGCCGCUGCCCUCACAGCCCCGAGCAGAGGAACACGGCCAUCAGCAUCGAUGGGGAGCUGUUCACUGCCACCACCACUGACUUCAGGGGUGUCAAACCGCAGAUCUCUCGACACUUCAGCAAAGAUGGCCGACAGGAAGUCAGCCAGGACUCAUCAGUGGGCCUGCUGGAGGAGCCCACCUUCGUUGGCUCGUCUCACGACCCGUCUGGGGAGAAGCUUUACUUCUUCUUCAGUGAGGUCGGGAAAGAGUUCAACUUCCUGGAAGAGCUGCAGGUUGCCAGGGUGGCCCAAGUCUGCAAGGGGGACAUCGGUGGUCAGAGGACUCUUCAGAACAAGUGGACGUCCUUCGCCAAAGCGCCUCUGCUUUGUCAGCUUCCCAGACAGCUUCCCUUCAACGUCCUGCAGGACGUGUUCACCCUCCGGCCUCCAGAGGGCGCCGACGCCUCCGACACGCUGCUCUACGCCGUCUUCACGUCCCAGUGGUCCUCCUCUCCGGAGUCGGCCGUCUGCGUCUUCAAGCUCCCGGACAUCAGAGCGGCUUUCACCGGGAGCUACCGGACCUUCAUCACCGGGACACGCCAGCUGAACCACAUGCCGGAGAAACACUGGUACCUGGGACGGUGUGGACUGAACAACGCGUCAGACCUUGAGUUAUCUCAGGUGAAGAAGAGCUUCCUGACCAGCAGCAGCGUGCGAGGCGACCCCAUCGCCGCCUCCUCGGAGCAGCGGUACAGCCGCGUGGCCGCGAUGAGGACGCAGGCGGCCGAUGGAAAAAUUUACACUCUACUCUUCCUGCUCACGGAGUCCGGGUUCCUCCACAAAGUGGCUCUGUUGGAUAAAGGAGCUCAGGUCAUCGAGGAGAUUGAGGUCUUCACACCACCUCAGCUGGUCAAAAGCCUCGUCAUCUCCUCCAAGGGAGUCGUCUUCGUGGGCACCUCAGAGGGCGUGACCUCCGUCCCCGUGGCGCGCUGCUCCAUCUACGCAACCUGCGCUCAGUGCGUCCUGGCUAGAGACCCCCUGUGUGGGUGGAGCCGGGCCGGCGCCGUCUGCACCGGGCUGGAGGGGCAUCGCCAGGACUUGGCUCAAGACCUGACGCACGGGGACGUGAGGGAACAGUGCCGAGGGAGAACCAGGGCGAGACUGGUCCAAGAAGUCAACGUCCAUCCCAACGAGGCAGUGAGGCUUCGUUGUGUGAAACCCUCCAACAUGGCAACCCUGACCUGGACCUCCUCACGCUUCCAAGUCCUGCCGGAGAACCUCUUCAUCACGUCGGCCGACGGCGGCCUGAGCUUCAUCGCCAUCGCCGACACCUUCGGGUCCUACAGCUGCGUGGCGCGGGAGGCCGGCUACGAGGAGGUGGUGGCGAGCUACGAGGUGCGGCAGAAUGACCCGGACGACCACGGCCAGGUGAUCCUCACCACCGAGGAGCCAAAGAUCUCUGCCCCGAGAACCUCGGGGUACGUUGAGGCGGACCAGGCCGAGGAGGCGGAGCUUCUGUUCACCACUGAUUUAAAGCGCCUGACCCCUUCCGGACCGACGGACAACUCCUUGAUCCUCGCCGUGACCGCGGCAAGAAACGCGCAGCCCGGGGGGGAGGCGCCGAAACAGGCCUGGGUGGGAGGGAGGAGCUACCACGGCGAGCUGGUCGUGGUCUCCACCUUGCUGGCAACCUGCGUCCUUGUCCUGGCGCUCGCCGGCCUCUGGGAGUGGCGGCGGAGGAGCGGCGGCCUCCAGGAGAGUCCGCUGGUCGGCCCGGGGGAAGGCGGUGGGACCAACGGAUGGAGGGAGGGAGUUCCCUCUCUGAGCGGACCGGAGAAGUAGGUGGUGAAGUCAGGACGGGCCUCCUGAAGACAGAAACCCCGUCCGGCCGCCUUCCCUGCAGUUUAGACUUAAAUCCAGAAAAAGAGUCUGAAAUAUUCUCACAAGCAUUCAGGCUCAGCGUCGCCUUCUAGUCUGAAAAUAAACCCGACCAGGACGUUUUACAACCUUUUAUAUUGUAAUCAAUAAACCUUUUUCAGAGCUCUGAACAUCGUAUGUAGAAUGUUUCAUCAACUUUAAGUGUUUCAUCUAUUUUUAUUGUUUUAAUAACUCGUUUAUUGAAAUCUGUUUCAUGAAAUACAGAUGAGUUAUGGAUCUGAUUCCUAGUGGGAUUAGGAUUAACUUUGUGUUUUAUUAGAUCUGACUCUGUAACAUCUUUGUUAACUGUUGAAACCUUUUAUUAAAUGAUAUGUUUAAAUUCAUGGGAUUAUGAGGCUUUAUGAAUAGUGAAUCCUGUGUGUUUUAUGUAUUGAGCUCAUUGCUGUGUGAGACUGAAUGUGAGAGCCGCUGUGAAUGUAAGAAGUUACAACGUAUAUAGUUUCAAUUAUUUCAUCCGAUUUUCUUCACAAACAUUGUCACCUCUUAUGUCUGAAAUUAAAACCAUAAAAUGUAAAGAUGUUGGACAUUUGUUGUUAAAACCUACAUUUUAUCGGACCGAUUCAUAAUCAUUUUUAUCAAAGUUUACUGAACCUAAUUAAAGAAUAUUUUCCUUCA
Molecule: messenger RNA, 3093 nt
Organism: Gasterosteus aculeatus aculeatus (three-spined stickleback)
Lineage: Eukaryota; Metazoa; Chordata; Actinopteri; Perciformes; Gasterosteidae
Product: semaphorin-4B-like
Biological process (GO): neural crest cell migration; positive regulation of cell migration; axon guidance
Cellular component (GO): plasma membrane
Molecular function (GO): chemorepellent activity; semaphorin receptor binding
Source: RefSeq, a predicted model, not a curated record